This is a messenger RNA of Musa acuminata subsp. malaccensis (wild Malaysian banana), 1146 nucleotides long. RefSeq names its product secretory carrier-associated membrane protein 4-like. Gene Ontology annotation, cellular component: trans-Golgi network membrane; recycling endosome membrane. The record is from RefSeq and is a predicted model, not a curated record. Gene Ontology annotation, biological process: protein transport. Lineage: Eukaryota; Viridiplantae; Streptophyta; Magnoliopsida; Zingiberales; Musaceae.
CGACGAAGCAAGCGACCACUUUCAAACGCUCCGCGGAUCUCGUGUUUCCUUAUCGCGUCGUUUCAACUCCAUUUCUCACCUCACUGCGCUCCUUCGGCUCUUCUCCCUUUCCUUCGCUUCUAUCUCUUAGAAGAAAAGAGAGAAUGCAGCGCCACGGUGAUCCCAACCCCUUCGACGAAGACGCAGUCAGUCCCUUCUCGAAUGGAGCAGGAUCUGACAAAAAGUCGAAGUUCCCUUCGCUGUCAUCUGUUACUCUGGGUUUCGGAAAUAAGCAUGAUGCGGUUGUUGAUGUUCCACUGGAGACGACAAACGAUUCCAGAAAGAAGGCACAAGAACUUGCAGCAUGGGAAGCAGAACUGAAAAGGAGAGAGACGGAAAUUAAACGAAGGGAAGAUGCUUUGUCGAAUGCUGGUGUUACUACAGAAGAUAAGAAUUGGCCACCAGUGUUCCCAAUCAUUCACCAUGAUAUUGCUAAGGAGAUACCAAUUCAUGCUCAGAGGUUGCAGUAUUUAGCAUUUGCAAGCUGGCUAGGAAUUGUUCUGUGUCUUUCUUGGAAUAUCCUUGCUGUGACUGUAUGUUGGAUUAAAGGCUGUGGGGUUAAAGUCUUUUUCCUUGCAAUAAUCUAUGCUUUUCUUGGAUGUCCUCUUUCAUAUCUAUUGUGGUACAGGCCUCUAUAUCGUGCAAUGAGGACUGAGAGUGCAGUGAGAUUUGGUUGGUUCUUCCUCUUGUACCUGAUCCAUAUUGGCUUUUGCAUCAUUGCUGCUAUUGCUCCUCCAAUUGUUUUUGAUGGGAAGUCAUUGACGGGUAUACUGGCUGCAAUUGACACUUUUUCGGAUCACAUGGUUGUUGGGAUCUUUUACUUGAUUGGUUUUGGCUUAUUUUGUUUGGAAACACUUUUAAGCCUCUGGGUGCUUCAGAAAAUUUACAUGUACUUUAGAGGUCAUAAAUGAAGAAAUUGCAUGCAGUGAAGCCCAAAAUGUUUUGAUCUAGCGUCCUGCUUAAGCUGCUCUUCUUUUAAAUUUAUUUCUUUUAGCUUCGUUUGUUUCACUAUGAUGUGACCGUCUGUUGGGUGAGUUUGAAUGAUCACAUUCCUUUUUUCAUCUGUUACAUUGUCAUAUCAUCUAAGUUCUUUCAUUGCUUGUUGAA